Molecule: messenger RNA, 1577 nt
Organism: Fukomys damarensis (Damara mole-rat)
Lineage: Eukaryota; Metazoa; Chordata; Mammalia; Rodentia; Bathyergidae
Product: histone H2B type 1-A
Exons: 1
Coding region: 82-705 (207 amino acids)
Cellular component (GO): nucleosome
Molecular function (GO): DNA binding; structural constituent of chromatin; protein heterodimerization activity
Source: RefSeq, a predicted model, not a curated record
GCUCGUCCCGACAUCCUCUUGCAGGUGACAGAAGGAGCUAUAUGUACCCAAGCAACCGCUACUGGGCUUAUUUAUAGUCUGAUGGCUGGUUGUGAUUUGACACCUGGUUGGCCGUCUAGCCAAUCAGAAAAACCUCAACGGAAUCACCUCAUUUGCAUACUGGCCAUUUCCGUUAUCCAAUCAGAUAGUGGGUGGGCAUACUCAUUUGAAUGCCGCACCUAUAAAUACCACUCUUUCCAGUUUCAAACGGCCUUUGCUGACUUGGUUUUGCCUGAGUUUGAAACCUGGAUCAUUAAGAGUUGUAGAGCUGUGAACUUAGCAAUGCCGGAGUUAACUUCAAAGUUUGCCACACUUUCCAAGAAGGGGUUCAAGAAAGCUGUCAUUAAGACUCAGAAGAAGGAGGGAAAGAAGCGCAAGAAAUGCCGAAAAGAGAGUUAUUCUAUCUAUAUCUACAAGGUACUAAAGCAGGUUCAUCCAGACACGGGCAUCUCCUCAAAGGCUAUGAGCAUCAUGAAUUCCUUUGUUUCUGACAUAUUUGAACGUAUAUCGAGCGAGGCAUCGCGCUUGGCGCAUUACAACAAGCGCUCGACCAUCACGUCGCGGGAGAUCCAGACGGCCGUGCGCCUGCUGCUGCCCGGGGAGCUGGCCAAGCACGCCGUGUCCGAGGGCACCAAGGCCGUCACCAAGUACACCAGCUCCAAGUGAGGACAUCUAGCUGCCCUUGUCUCCAACCCAAAGGCUCUUUUAAGAGCCACCUAUGCUUUCUGAAGGAAGAACUGUGUGCUUAUUACCUGAUAAGCCAGACACAUCUUUAGUUCCAGCACCAAUGUGUUGACUAAACAUUUCCCCAGAGUUUAUAUACUCCCCAUUAGAAGAUUAACCCAGUGGUUUUCCAACAGCAUGGUCAUAGCACUAGAAAUGUUCAGGGUUGGGAAUGUAGCUCCUGUAGAGUGCUUGCCUAGAGCGUGAGAGGCCCUGCUUUGCAUCCUGAGUAUGGCUAAAAAAGUUUAUGUAGCUAAUUGUUCAAUUCUAAAAACAAAAAGGCAAGAUUUUCACACUUCAAUGCCAACCUGUUCCGAAAAUAACUGUAAGAGAUUGGGAGAAAUGUAUAGACGGUACCCUGAGUUUUUGUACCCUGAACCACUGGGAAAUUUUCCCACCUCCACACACCACAGCCAACAUAAAUAGGAAGGAAGAAAGUCCUAAUUCUCCCACAUGAGACUUCUCUAAUAUUUUUCCAAGUCUGUAGCUGUAGGCCCCUUUGGCUCAGUUACCUGAUAAAGGGUUUGAAUUGGUAAGAGAUGACCUAGAAAAGGUGAAGCGCUGCUCUCCAUGCCAUUUAUCAGUAGAAACAUCCACUCAGAGCUAGGGUUAUAAAUUUGAGAGCUCUCUCAAUGGCUUUGCUGGAGAUAAAUUUUCACUGAAAGUGUUAUAGUUUCUAAAUUCAUACACUCUGUAGAACCAGUGUAGCUAUCUGUUCUGCUUGCUUUAUAAUUGAAUGUAAAAGAAAAUGGCCUAAAAUAGAAUACAUUUGAUAGACCAUGAACUUGUUGCUCUUAAGCAACAAAGUUUGUGAU